AUGACUGCUCUUUUCAAGUCUCUUGCUCUCUCCGUGUCUUUGGUUGUCAUUGCAGCUUCGGCACCACUCGAUGUGCGACAGGUAGCUCCCUUUACCAUAACAGCGACCAGUUGGGAUGCAGGAGCUGUGACACAGUUCCCUAUCCACUCGAGCUGCAAUGCCUCUCAGACUCAUCAGCUCGCAAACGGCCUCAACGAAACAGUGGCACUAGCUGCGCAUGCGGCGGAACAUAUUCUGCGAUGGGGCAACCAAUCCGAAAUAUAUCGGAAAUACUUUGGUAACCGCCCGCCAUACGAGGCCAUCGGUGCGUAUGAAAUCAUCGUCAACGGUGACAAGAGCCAAAUGCUGUUCCGCUGUGACAACCCCGACGGAAAUUGUGACUUGGAAGGCUAUGGUGGCCAUUGGCGCGGCGAAAAUGGAACUGAUGAAACUGUCAUCUGCGAUUUGAGUUAUGAGACUCGCCGCUCGCUCAACCAGAUGUGCGCGCUUGGGUAUAACGUGGCGGAGGGGCCCACGAAUACUUUCUGGGCCUCGGAUUUGAUGCAUCGACUGUACCACAUGCCAGCAAUCGGUGGAGGAUACAUCGAGCACUUUGCCGAGGACUAUGAUGAGGCUAUCGAUCUUGCCAGGGGCAACAAUACAUUCUCGACCCAUGAUAGUGAUACUCUGCAGCUUUUUGCACUCGAGGUGUAUGCAUACGAUAUUGCUGUUCCCGGAAAAGGCUGUCCAGGACAAAGCAGCGAUAAUGGCGACUCAGCAUCGGCCUCGGCUACCCCCAGCGCAACGGUUGCUCCAGCACCUGCAUCCACAAGCGGAUCGCCAACAUUGUCCGAGAGCCCUUCGUCGACAUCCAGCCUGCCUGCGGUAAGAUGA
This is a messenger RNA of Cladophialophora bantiana CBS 173.52, 873 nucleotides long. RefSeq lists its product as uncharacterized. Gene Ontology annotation, cellular component: cell surface; extracellular region; fungal-type cell wall. The record is from RefSeq and is a predicted model, not a curated record. The coding region runs from base 1 to 873 and encodes 290 amino acids. Gene Ontology annotation, molecular function: integrin binding; zinc ion binding; metallopeptidase activity. The transcript is spliced from 2 exons. Lineage: Eukaryota; Fungi; Ascomycota; Eurotiomycetes; Chaetothyriales; Herpotrichiellaceae.